Messenger RNA from Lindgomyces ingoldianus, 1461 nucleotides. RefSeq lists its product as uncharacterized. The transcript has 2 exons. The coding region runs from base 1 to 1461 and encodes 486 amino acids. Gene Ontology annotation, cellular component: mitochondrial inner membrane. Gene Ontology annotation, molecular function: ATP binding; ATP hydrolysis activity. Lineage: Eukaryota; Fungi; Ascomycota; Dothideomycetes; Pleosporales; Lindgomycetaceae. The record is from RefSeq and is a predicted model, not a curated record. Gene Ontology annotation, biological process: mitochondrial respiratory chain complex III assembly; protein insertion into mitochondrial inner membrane from matrix.
AUGGCCUCCAACAACGCGCCUGCCGCAUCGCAGCAUAGCCCUCACCAGCUGGCAAAACAGGCCAAUGUCGAGAGCGGCGAUGGCUUCAGCUCAUAUUUUGCGCAGCUGACCGGCAAUCCCUUCUUUACCGCCGGCUUUGGCCUGGCAGCGCUUGCCGCCGCAGCGCGAAUAGGGCAGAAGGGUCUUCAACAUGGUGCUGCGCUGCUGCGUCGCCGCAUGUUGGUGGAUCUGGAAAUAACUCGGCACGAUGAUGCCUACCCCUGGCUGCUCCAAUGGAUGACGACAUUCCAGAGGGCACAGCUCGCGGGCGCCCAGCUCUCACCGGGCGCGAAAUCGAGUGUCAAGGGCGGCAUUCUCUCCUCUUUGAUUCAGCGAUUCAACCCACGCCUGCACCACCUCCAAGUACGGACCUACCAGCCCAAGAAUGGCCCCUCGCAUGCGGCGCAUUUCUCCUUCGUCCCCGGUCACGGCCAACACAUGGUUCGUUAUGGCGGAGCUCUCAUAUGGGUCAAUCGGCAACGAGAGAAGGCGUUCGAUAUGACAAAGGGUGACCCAUUCGAGACAAUAACCCUUACAACGCUAUAUGCGCAUCGUAAUGUGUUUGAAGAGAUUUUCGCCGAAGCACACCAGCUGGCUCAACAGAUGCAGGAAGGCAAGACCGUCAUAUUCAACUCUAUGGGCCCUGACUGGAUACCUUUCGGCGAGCCUAAGAGGAAGCGACCUAUAGACUCGGUGGUCUUGGAACGCGGCGUAAAAGAGAGAAUUGUCGAGGAUGUGCAGGCAUUCAUCGCUGCGCGGACCUGGUAUCUGGAUCGCGGGAUACCAUAUCGACGAGGCUAUCUGUUAUAUGGGCCCCCUGGAACAGGAAAGAGCUCCUUCAUCCAAGCAUUGGCAGGCCACUUGGAUUUUAACAUAGCCAUCCUCAAUGUAAGCGAGCGAGGUUUGACAGACGAUCGGCUGAAUCAUCUGCUAACUAAGGUCCCACGUCGGACUAUUGUUCUGCUGGAGGAUGCCGAUGCUGCAUUUGUCAACCGCAGGAAACCGGACGAGGAUGGGUAUGCCGGCGCAACAGUUACCUUCUCAGGGUUACUGAACGCCUUGGAUGGGGUGGCAAGCGCUGAAGAGCGCAUCAUAUUUUUGACAACAAAUCAUGUCGAAAGAUUAGAUGAGGCCCUUGUUCGACCCGGUCGGGUUGACAUGACCAUUCGGUUGGGUGAGGCAACUGCAUACCAGAUCGAACAGCUCUGGGAUCGCUUCUACGCGGAGUUUGAUCAAGGCGGUGAAGCAAAACUGAGGUUCAUGGCGAAGGUCAAAGAACUUGGUCUGGUAGAUACGGUGAGCACGGCGGCCCUACAAGGGUUGUUUCUGUACAACAAGGAUGAUGUAGAGGGUGCCAUCAAAAUGGUGGCUAGUAUCGCCGCCGAUCCUAGCCAACGCCAAGCUCAUGUGGAUGUGAGCUAA